AUGUUAGGGAUUCGACCCGGCAGUAGCCCAACAUUUUCCAUCUCUCCAGGCAGCUCAACGCCAGGUCUCGAGACCGCUGAACCCAACAAAACCUCCCAGUCGAUCCCCAAGAAGGCUGAGCGGGCACGCCGCCUGGCACAGGCCAGGGCUGAACUCACCGCACUGAAAAUAGAGCUAGCGGCCGCCAAGCUAGCUGAAAUCGAGGCGGAGGAUAGCGAGGACGACCUCGAAUCCGUCAUAACGGAGGCCGGACAAGAUUGCCGAGUACAUAGCUGGGUUCAAACUAGCCAAUUACUCGCGAUCGAGGAUGAUCGACCGAUGUUGCGACGGGAAAGCAAGCCCUAUACAGUCAUCGGACCCAGUGAUCGCUGCCGUAUCAUGGGACAACCCGGCGACUUGAACCCGACUGCGCAGCCUGAAGUGCCAACGAUUGAAGCCGCAUCGUGGCAACGAACUCAACAAGCUACGCAGCCGCCGCCUGUAAUCGCCGCACGGAGCGACGAACACCGCGCUACGAAGCAACCGCCGCCCGUCGUAGCAGCCUGGCUACGAGACAACUCAGCUUCGCAGCAACCGCAAUCAACGCCGAACCCGCAACAAGUGCAAGACGGCGCGUUGGUCGCAUCGCGACCGAGGACGGAGUAUCAAGAACUCGCGUCCGCCAUAACACAAGCUGUGCAAGCCGCACAGCAUAGAUACGCCGAGAGACAUCUGCACAUUCGCCACGAAGAUAGAAAACAUCGUGGGCACACUACAAGCGCUCGACUGUGCCUCUACAACCCGGUGGUAUCUAAGGCAGUUAUGGAGCAGCUAACUCCGACGUUGAAAAGACAGUGGUACGAGUUCGCCGCCGCACAGCAUAGAGGACCGGCGGGAGUGGCUCGCACUUUCGCCUUACUCGACGACGGAUCGACGGUGAGCCUCAUCGACGACGAACUCGCUCGAGACAUCGGCGCGGAAGGGCCGGACGAACCACUCCACAUAGCAACGUACGACGGAGAGAAGACACGCAACAAUUCUCGGCGCGUCAAGUUUAACAUUGAAGGAAGCCGGGGACGACUUCGCAUCGAAGCACGCACCGUCGACAAUCUCCAGUUGGCGGCGCAGCGCAUCCCGGACGAGGCGAUACGGGAUUGCGGACACCUGAAGGGCCUACUGUCCGCUAAACGAGCGGAAGAGGCGAAACCCCGAAUCCUCAUAGGCCAGGAUAACUGGCAUCUCCUCCUCGCCACGAAAACACGGUCAGGUAGGAGACAUCAACCGGUCGCAUCACUCACACCGCUCGGUUGGGUGAUACAUGGAAGCCGGACUCGGACUCUGGGACACAGAGUGAAUUUCGUCGGUCAAACCACGACCGACGAACGCACAGAGGAACUUUUGCGAGAUUUUAUAACAUCCGACAACCUGUUUAUAGAACCCCGCAGGCCCAAGAACGACCCCGGCGAGAAGGCGCUCAAGAUACUGAACGAACACACGGAGAGAUCGCCGGAGGGAAGAUAUCAGACGGCCCUGUUGUGGAAAUCGGACAGCGUGGAAUUGCCGAACAACUACGAAAACACGCUGAAAAGGCUGCACAACAUAGAAAACAAGUUGGACAAGAAUCCCGACCUUAAAGAAAGGUAUGAAGAGCAAAUGGAGGGCCUAGUCAAGAAGGGCUACGCGGAAAUAGCGCCACGCACGUCCCACACUACAAGGACGUGGUACUUGCCGCAUUUCGCAGUCGUAAACGCUCUGAAGCCCGACAAAUUGCGAGUUGUACACGACGCAGCAGCCAAAACAAAAGGUACGACUUUGAAUGAGAAUUUAUUAACAGGACCGGAUUUGUUACAGCCUCUUCCCGCAGUGUUACUGAGAUUCCGGGAACAUCCCGUCGCCGUAACAGCAGACAUCACGGAGAUGUUCAUGCAGGUGGGACUACGCGAGGAAGAUCGCGACGCACUGCGCUACCUCUGGCGGGGAAACCGCCGAUAUAGCCGGCCGCCAGAGGUGUACCGAAUGAAGGUAUUAAUCUUUGGCGCAUCGUGCUCUCCUGCGACAGCGAUAUACGUCAUGAAUCGCAACGCGGAGAGACACCGACACACGCAUCCUGAGGCCGUCGAGGCGAUCAAGAAGAAACACUACAUGGACGACUACCUCGACAGCUAUGAAGAUGAACACAGGGCGAUAACAAUCGCUACUCAGGUGCGUAACAUACACAGAGAAGCUCAUUUUGAAUUAAGAAAGUGGACGAGUAACUCGCCCGCGGUAUUGAAGGCGCUCGGCGAAUCGCCCAAUACAACCGAAGCGGUGGAAAUAGAAAGGACUGAACGAGUUCUAGGCCUUAUUUGGAGGCCACAAGAAGACAGGUUGGCAUUCAACCUAGACUUAGCCCGCAUACCGUCGAACCUACUGAGGCGAGAAGCACCCACGAAGAGAGAAGCAUUGAAAAUAGUAAUGUCGUUGUUUGAUCCUCUAGGGUUGGUGUCGCCGAUAACUGUGCGGGCUAAACAGCUAUUACAGGAGGUGUGGCGACGCGGCACCGAUUGGGACGACCCGAUCGACGACGAACUGUCCGCCGCCUGGGUGAACUGGCUCACCCAUUUGAAGCAACUCAGCGGCGUAACAGUGCCGCGCUGCUAUCCCGGCUACUCCCGAGCGAGAAAACUCCAACUCCACGUGUUCACCGACGCCAGCGAGUCGGCCUACGCGACCGCGCUCUACUGGCGCGCCGAGGACGACGACGGACGAGUCACAGUCACGUUACUGGCGGCCAAGGCAAAGGUAGCUCCACUCAAAUUAACCUCCAUACCACGGCUUGAACUACAGGCAGCUGUACUCGGCGCACGGAUGGCUGCGAGUGUGACACAGGUGCACUCCAGGCAGCCAGAAUCCACGACCUACUGGACCGACAGCAAGACAACACUGUGCUGGAUCAGGACGGGAGCCAGGUCGUACAAGCCCUACGUAGCGCAUCGAAUCGCCGCGAUAGAAGAACACACACAGGCGAAUCAAUGGAGAUGGGUGCCUACGCGCUACAACGUUGCCGACGACGUUACGCGCGACGUUCCCGACAACUUCACGCGGGAACACAGGUGGUUCAACGGACCAGAGUUCCUCCGCGACCCGCCCGAACUAUGGCCUGCGGAGGAAACACAGCUGAGCACCGACACGGGUGAGGAAAGAGUGAACACUGUUACAGAGCGUCGGGAGAAACAGUACAAGGAGGUCCUGCCCGACGUGAAUCGAUUCUCAAAUUGGAAUCGCUACGUUAGAGCUGCCGCCCGCGUACUACAAGCAGUACAACGCUUCAAACAACGCGUCAACACGGUCCAUUACAAGAGGACCAAGGCGGCCGCAAGCGAGAAUCCGGAUUGGAGGCGCAACGAAGCCGCGAAAAGUGCGGCGAAACGAGUCGUGCAAGCACCGGAGGAGCGAUUCGUGACGCUCCCAGCCGAGUUGCAAGAAGAGGCCGAGCGCAUAAUCAUAAAGGCGAGUCAGGAGGCCGCCUUCGAGGAAGAACUACGCUCGCUCGAAAAAGGAAAACCCGUGUCAAAGGAAAGCAGGUUGUACGCUUUAAGUAUAACAUUUAUUAACGAACUCAUUUGCCUCGACAGCAGAAUUUCAGCCGCCACGGGAGUAAGCGCCGCAACAAAGAACCCUCCGAUCGUCGAUGGCGAACAUCGGGCGACGAAACUGUGGGUGGAACAUGUCCACACACAACUCCACCAUGCAGGCGUGGAGAGCGUCGUCAAUUACUGUCGGCAGCACAAAUGGGUCAUUCGACUGCGCCCGACGGUCAAGGCGGUGGUCAGGAGCUGCUUCAAGUGCCGCCAGAGGGCGGCCACUCCACCGCAACCGAUAACGGGAGACUUGCCUCCCUGUCGACUGGCGCAUCAUCACCGGCCGUUUACAUACACCGGUUUGGACUAUUUCGGCCCGCUCACAGUCACCGUGGGCCGGAGUAAUCAAAAAAGGUAUGUCGCUCUCUUCACAUGCCUAACAGUGCGGGCGGUGCAUCUCGAAGUGGUGCACUCCUGA
Manduca sexta (tobacco hornworm) is the source of this 4017-nucleotide messenger RNA. RefSeq lists its product as uncharacterized. The transcript is spliced from 5 exons. Gene Ontology annotation, molecular function: nucleic acid binding. The record is from RefSeq and is a predicted model, not a curated record. Bases 1 to 4017 code for a protein of 1338 amino acids. Lineage: Eukaryota; Metazoa; Arthropoda; Insecta; Lepidoptera; Sphingidae.